CAUCGCUAUGUAUAGAAAUCCCUUCCACACGCCGCCCUGCAUCAGUUCAUUGCCGGUUGUCUGUGUCAUCCCGUCGGCUUUCAGGGGGGACGUAUAAGAGAGAAUCUGCGUUCGUUUGCAAACAGGAUGGCUUUCCGCGACGUUCCCAUGAGUUUCUACGACCCAUUCCGCCACGUGUUGGAGGAGGCGAGGCGAAGCAUGCAGCUAAUGGAUCGGAUGUUCGAUGAGCCAUCCGGUUUUGGCUUCAGACCGAGCGAGCGAAGCUUGGUGCCACAUUCCCGCCAUGGAGAGUUGUAUCGCCCAUCCCGGCAGCUGGCGCGCCAAACGUCUGACGGUACCGUGGGUCUGGGGCGGAUGACCAUCGACAAGGACAAGUUUCAGGUUAUGCUGGACGUGCAUCAAUUUGCGCCGGAAGAGCUCCACGUGAAGGUCGAGGAAAAUUGCCUUGUCGUGGAAGGAUGCCACGAGGAGAAGCCAGACGAGCACGGGUACAUAUCUCGUCGAUUCACCCGUCGCUACACCCUUCCCGAAGGGGUUCGACCCGAGGCUGUCAUCUCCAAUCUGUCCUCUGAUGGGAUUCUGACCGUGCACGCUCCUCUCCCGGCUAUCGAAGGAUUGAAGCCGAACGAGCGAAUGGUGCCGAUCCACCACUCUCACCAACCAGCUAUCAAGCACCAUUAAAAGCCAGUGAAAAGGGAACGGAUGUGAUGGGAUCAUCGCCAGCUCCAAAACUGUGUUGUCCGGUUGUCUGCCUUCGAUCGCUGUAAACUGUGAAAUUGUUCGAGUUUCUUCUUGCAGCUCUAACCUGGAGCUCUUAAUCUCCCGAAUAAAUUCGUAAUCAGUUUUGAUCUUGCGCUGUCUCUCUUAUUGAAGUGUAUUUUCUUUCGUAAUUGCAAUGCACAUUACAAUAAUUUAUUUACUGCUCUGGCUUUGUAUUUUGAUUUUGUGGCCAUGUUUCAUGUGGGG
Darwinula stevensoni is the source of this 966-nucleotide messenger RNA. Lineage: Eukaryota; Metazoa; Arthropoda; Ostracoda; Podocopida; Darwinulidae. The record is from the annotation of a GenBank genome assembly.